AUGACAUCAUCAAAAAAAGUUGAAAAACCACAAGGUGCUUUCAUCAAAAAGGGCCGUCUCUAUGUAAAAGCAGUAUUCACUGGUUUCCGACGUGGUAAACGUAAUCAACAUGAAAAUACUGCUUUACUUAAACUCGACGGUGUUAAUAACCGACGUGAAACAAAUUUUUAUUUGGGCAAACGUUGCGCUUAUGUAUACAAAGCAAAAAACAAGACUUUAGUACCCGGUCAAAAACGUUUAAAUCGUGUACGUAUUAUGUGGGGUAAAGUAACACGAGCACAUGGUAAAAGUGGUGGUGUACGUGCUAAAUUCAAUCGUAAUUUACCACCAAAAGCACUCGGACGACGAAUUCGAGUGAUGCUUUAUCCUUCACGUAUCUAA
This is a messenger RNA of Adineta steineri, 381 nucleotides long. NCBI's taxonomy places the organism in Eukaryota, Metazoa, Rotifera, Eurotatoria, Adinetida, Adinetidae. The record is from the annotation of a GenBank genome assembly.